Neolamprologus brichardi is the source of this 1356-nucleotide messenger RNA. NCBI's taxonomy places the organism in Eukaryota, Metazoa, Chordata, Actinopteri, Cichliformes, Cichlidae. The record is from RefSeq and is a predicted model, not a curated record.
AUGGAUCAUCUUCAUAGCAGGCCCCUAGUCUUUGCAAUCUCGGAGGAGUGGCAGCCUGACUGUAGCUCCUGUGGCGACGAGCAUACACCUCAUCAACCCUUCUUUGGUCUGCAUAAUACGGUGACCGUCCCCUUGCUGCUGACGCUGCUUGAAGUGGAGGGGGCCUCUCUGCUGUCAUUGGUGGAAGAAAAUCUUGAGAUUCAGGGCAUGAGUCGACUGAAGGUGAUGGUGACUGUGCACUGCACUCCCUGUCGAGGUCUGCGUCAUUUAGACUGUGAAGUGUCGGGUCAGAACACUUUCCUUGAAUCUCAUAACCUGAAGGGUCAAACUCUUCCUCUGGGCUUCACCUUCUCCUUCCCCUGUGAACAGCUGGAAAUCGACAAGAGCAUUCUGAUCCGCUGGACCAAAGGCUACAACUGCUCCGGGGUGGAGGGGAAAGACGUGGUCCAGUUACUGAAAGAGGCCAUUCAAAGGAGAGGGGACUAUCAUAUUGGCUCGGUUGCCAUGGUGAACGACACAGUGGGAACGAUGAUGAGCUGCGGCUACAGGGACCAGAGCUGUGAAAUCGGCAUGAUCAUUGGUACAGGAACCAACGCCUGCUACAUGGAGGAAAUGACGAAUGUGAAGGGUAUUGAGGGCGAGGACGGACGGAUGUGCAUCAACACGGAGUGGGGCGGCUUUGGGGAUGACAAAUCCUUGGAUGACAUCCUGACUGAGUUCGACGUGGAGGUGGACAAGACCUCCAUCAACCCUGGCGUGCACAUCUUUGAGAAGAUGAUCAGCGGCAUGUAUUUGGGAGAAAUCGUUCGACUGGUGCUGGUGAAGAUGACCAAGGACAAGCUGCUGUUUAAAGGACAGAUAUCGGAGGCAUUGGGGACCCCAGGACAGUUUGAGACCAAGGCUAUCUCUGAGAUUGAGGAGCCGGACAGCGGUUUGGAGAACGCCAUGAAGAUUCUGACUGAGUUGGGUCUGGAUUGGGAUCCAGUCGACGCCUCUGUGGUGCGCCUGGUCUGCGACACUAUCUCCUCACGCUCUGCCCAUCUCUGUGCUGCCGCCCUGGCAACCCUCGUCAACCACAUCCGUAACAACCGCAAACUGGACCAUCUGAAGACCACUGUCGGGGUGGACGGGACAGUGUACAGAAAACACCCCACCUUCAGCAGUAAGCUCCAGAAGGCGAUGCGCCUGCUCGCCCCUCAAUGUGACAUCACCUUCCUCAUCUCGGAGGACAGUAGCGGGAAGGGCGCUGCCAUGGUAACGGCUGUGGCACAGAGGCUGGCUCACCAGUCCCGACUGCUAGAGGAGAGCGACGGUGAGGACAAUGAAGAGGAGCAGGAGAAGGAAGAGGGUCAAUAA